Messenger RNA from Acaulospora morrowiae, 5476 nucleotides. Lineage: Eukaryota; Fungi; Glomeromycota; Glomeromycetes; Diversisporales; Acaulosporaceae. The record is from the annotation of a GenBank genome assembly.
AUGGCAACUGAACAGUCCUUAAGUAUAAAUCGUCCUGGCUCAGCUUCCUCGCCGUUGUUUGAGCUUGUCAAUAUUCCAAAUCGACUCGUGCUGGAAAAAGUUUAUUUAAAUGGGCUGCAUGCUUUAAAGCGAUUUGAAAUUCGAAAUGUGUCGCAAAGUACCAUUUUAGUUAAAUUGCGUUCAAACCUGGGUUCUCAGGUUGCAUUUCAACUCACAAAUGAAAAUCUUCCAGAAUUUGAGCCUCAGGAGUCGCGUUUGCCGGUUAUAAAGGAAGUCAAUGAGUCAUUAGCUUCAAAACCAUAUUAUGCGUUAAACCCUACUUCGGAAAAUAAUUCGAGUGUGUCUCUGAAUAAUAUAUCCGAAAAUCCUUUAAACGAUAUUACAACAAACACCGUAGCAGCUGCAGCAGCGGGAGCAUUUGGGGACGUUAAUGGAUAUCAAUUCAAUCAUCUCUUUAAUUAUGUGAAUCAUAUAGAUGAGGUAGAGAUUGCCCCGGGGUGUUCCCAAAAAAUCAUUUUGGCCUUUUUACCUGAUCCUCGUAAUAAAAUUAGAAGAUCCGAUGCGAACACUGCUGUUACCCCCUCUUCCACUAGUGAUCUGAGUGUCACGCCUUCUGCUUCAGUGGAUACGGAUGGAGUUGAUGAUGCUAGAGGAAACGCAAACUUAUUUACACAAUCCUCUGAAGAUGAAACCCAUGAUUUUUUCGAGGUCAACGGCUUACUGUUCUUUUUUGCUUAUAUAGUUGACAAGCAACAAAAUAGUGGAUUAAUCGAGAAGUCCAUUAGAGACCGCGAAUCAUCGGAUUACUCCGACAAUGUUGAUACUAAUGGAAAUAAUUCAGUAAUCAAAUCAUAUAAACCAGAUAUUGAAAUUACAUCCUCUCGAGAAAUAGAGUCAGUUAACACUUCAAAGGCGGAUCAUCAAAUAACCAUUAAAUUUCGUUCCACGGUUUCUCGAUCGGUGUUAUGGUCUGAUGUUGGAGAGACUGGUAUAAAUUUUGACGAUUGUGUGAUAGGUGGCAUUUAUUUCAAAGAUUUUACGAUAUGGAAUCGCUCAGAAAUUGAACUGUAUUGGCUUCUUAACACAGUAAACUUGUCUUAUCCUGAGCAUGAAGGGUGGAUUAAAUUUACUGAUUGUGACACUGGAGAGUUGUUAGACAACAAACCGAUACCAAGUUAUUCACACAGACGAAUUAGAGUGACUUUUCGUCCUAAGGAAGUUGGUGAAUUCAAUCAUGAUCUACAACUAGAAAAUGCUAAUGAUUCAGAGAAUGUUCUGCAAACUAGAAUUCAUGCAGCUGUAAGAUCUGUGCUAAGAGAAGAGUUAUUAGUCAUUAGUAGUGGAAAUGCUUUAGAUUUCGGAGAUUGUUGUGCUGGAGUUUGGAGUAAACAGCAAUUGGUUUUGAAAAACGUUAGCGAAGUACCUUUAGAAAUACAUUUUACAGCAGAAAAUGCAGAAAUCCUGUUUCAUUUGAACACGGAUUACUUGAGAAAUAUGAAAAAAUUAAAGAGUCCUACCGAAGAUACGGAAGAUCUAGCUUUGUUGCAGCAUCAUUUUCGAGACAUCACAAAUGUUACUAAUAGCACGCCCACAACGAAUAAUAUCAUGAGUAAUGUGAAUUCUUGUCCUAUUAGUGAAAAUAGCUCCAGAGCGAUUUCGCCAAGUCCACAAAACCACGAAAUUGAUGGGUUAAUUUCACCCGCAGAAAAUGCGAGUGAAUCUCCAUCAGAAAACGCAUCUAGAUCGACUAGCAGGCAUCGCACAAAUAAUAUCGAAGAUUUAGAUAUCGAUGGAUUUUCUGAAGAAAACACGUUAGGAAAUGACUUUUUAAUUAAAAGUCCAUCAGAAAAUCCUGAAAUUGGUUUCAAAGCUGAUAAAAUCGCUCGAAUAGAUGAACUCAUUCUUGGCCCUGGCAAAGAACGGACAGUCCAAGUGUCGUAUCGUCCAGAGAAGGAUUCUUCAGCUAAUAAUUUCAAGGCUGGAAGACUCAUUCGUAGGACAUUUCGCAUAAUUGUCCAAUACGCUCCUGUCAAUUCGGGUCAAGUUAGUUUACGUUCUGAUAUCCAUGAACGCAAAAUUAUUCAAUGUAAAGCUCGAAGUUGCACACCCUUUAUCGAUGUGAAUCCCAAGGAAGUGAACUUUGGAGACACAGACGUUGGAACUCACAAAUCAUUGCCUAUAACUAUUUCAAAUUUGUCAGAAUUAACUGCUCGCGUAGAGCUUAAGUUUGUUUCUAAGGUGCUUUAUUGCAUGAAUGAUAAAGUCAUCAUCCCACCAAAGAUGUCGACUGAAGUCAAGCUCACCAUGUAUCCUAGAAAAGUAAACGCUGAUUAUCGAAAACAGAUAACCGUUGUCAAUUUGCAAAAUCGAGACGAUGAUCAAAUUAUUGAGGUUCGAAGUACAAAUAUAGACAAAAAUCGGGUGACCUUUCAUUCUUUAUUUUACCGUAUAUUAACGUCGACCGGUAGCAAUUUCAUUAAUUUUGGAACAACGGUUCUCAAUUCGCCUAGCAUAAGAACCUUUACAAUAGAUAACAUCAGUAUAAAAAAAUUAGUUCUGGAACUCUCCUCAUCUUCACCAGAAGAGAUUAUCAUGUAUCAAAAACGACCAAUAGAUGAUUGUACAUCAAACUCGAGUGAUGUCUCCACUGCUUCUCUCUCUAACAAUGAAACUACUUCGUCUGGCAGUAAUAUAGAAAGUGAUGCUAAUAGCUCUAAAAUAGAAAGAAGAGAAAUGCUUCUAGAAUCAAUUGGGGACCGCAGAAUGCCAAAAAAUCAUUCGAACAUUGAUACAGUUAGUACAAAUUUAUCCGUCUCAAAUACUAUAUUGAUGGCAGGGGAAAUUCAUUCAAGUAUAUCUAAUAAGAGAUACAACGCCGGUAUAUUUUUUGACAGUUCAUUGUCGGAUUUGUCACCUUCUAGUGCAGCUUACCUCGACUUAGCUGGAUCGUCAAAUAUUGACCCCAGACGUUCUCCACGAAGAAGACCAACAAAAUUGCAAAUAGGUAAAACGCCGGGAGUGAACCCAGUUAUUGAAAGAAUAAAAGAAGGUUCAAUCACAGGAACCAAUGCUUCGACUGGUUCAAUUAGUUCUACCACAAAAAGUGGAUUUAAUGGCGUUCUAACGAAUAAAACGAAUAAUGAAUCAGUUGAAAAUGUUUCAUUAGGGAGUUACUUGAAAGGUGAAGACUUGUCGAAAAUUUCUGAAAUCUCCCUUGAAUCCAUUAUUGAAAUGCUUGAAUCUAAUAAUAGCCCAUUACCACUAUUAUUUCCAAAGCCUUCUGCUGAGGAAACAUAUGUGCGAAAUCAGAUGAGGCUUUUGCGAGAAUUGAAUAAUCGUAUAAGAGAUCAUCAGAUUGUACCCGUUAAAUUUGUAGAAAUACCACCUUCGAAAGAAUGCCAGAUCAUUGUAAUAUUUACUCCAAAACAGAAGCUUCAUCCUAACGUUCAAGGAUUACCAAAAAAAUUUGAUACACGUGUAAAUAUCCGUUUAAUGGAAUUUGAUCGUGAAAUGCAACAACCUCAGUUUGAAGCUUUGAUUCAAGGUGAUCAAAGUCAAAUUCCGGUCAGAGAACUUAUGGUUAAUGCUACGUUAUGUAGGUCAAUCAUGGAUUUAGGUCAAAAGAACAUCAAUUUUGGAUCAAUGGAGAAAAAUGAGCGUAAAAACACAACCAUACUAAUUCAAAACCGUAGCGAAGUACCUCUUUUAUAUUACAUCCGUAAGUCGGGUUCAAUAGCAUCUGGUGACAUUGUAUUUGGAGUUGGUCGUCUGGGAGUGAUACGUGGAUAUAAUAAAAAAGAAAUAGAAUUCUCUUUUGAUCCUAGUCUUUCGGGACCAUUUCACGAGAGGAUUGAGAUAGAAAAUAUUCGCGAUCGUGAGAAUAACCAAGUGCUUUCUGUAAAAGCAAACAUACGAAAAAAACACACCUUCACCAUUCAAAACUUAAGUAUGAACUUUGGCGCAUGUCUUAUCAAUGAAACUUCAAAAGUUCAGCAUAUAACUAUUAUUAAUACAAAUAAGCAAUCUCGUAUAAUUGAGGUUCGCGUUGACCCUCAAGAUCUAAAGUAUAUUGGUUGCGUUGGGGAGCUGAACUUUGUAUUACAAGAAGAAUUAGAUGGUUCUUACAAUAAUGGAAUUUUAAGUAAAGAGACAGAGGAAGAAAUUGAAAACUUGGAACAAAAGGUUAAAAUUGCUAAACGUAAAGGACGUGAUGAAAAAGUCAAAAAGAUUGAAAAGAAAUUGGCGAAAUUGAGACGAGGCGAACCGGUCAAAAAUGAUUCAGAGACUGAAAACGAAUCCAUAGAUGAAAUAGCUCUUGGUACUAUUAAUGAGAUUACGCCAAGAGAAGAAAAGACUGAUCCCGGAGAUACAGUUAAAUCACCUGUCGAAGAAACUUUUAUCGGUGGAACGGGGUUUGAUCGUUCUGGUGAAAGCAGCACAAUACCCAGUCGACCGUUAUCGCGUGCCGAUAAGCCUGCGGAUCAGCAUAUUAAACGCACACCACCCAACGUUAAAUAUCGAAAGACUCAAUCGUCAAUAAUUUUUCCCUUGGAACCGCGAACAACAAAAACAAUAUCUGUGUACUUUAAGGCCGUUAGAGGCAUCACAGAAGAAAUAUCGGAUCCAAAGCCUCUUCAGGAAAUAAUCACCAGUCAGGUAUAUGUGCAUGAGCACAAAAAUCAAGACAUUGUCAAGACAGUCAUAUUUCGGGCUAUAGUCUAUUAUGAUUAUCUUGGUUUUUUGCAAGCGCUGAGUGAAGAAACAUGCAACAGCGUAGAGAAUCAAACGGAAUCAAGUAUUGCCAGUCCGGUUCCUGAACUCUCAAACCUAACCACCGAAAUUGUUGAACAAAUCGCAAAAGAUUCAUCGUCUAUAUUGCGCAAACUUAUCAAUUAUCCUUCAUCUCAGCUAUACGAUUCAACAACUUCAACUUUAAUGUCAUAUUCACCAGAAACAGAAUUAUCACAAUAUGAUUUUACAAGUUCGGAUGUACCGUCUCAUGAUGAAUCAUCCGAGAAUUUGGUAUUAGAACCAACAGACCUUGAUAUUGGAAGGCUCGAAGUUAAUCAAAGGCAUAAUUAUUAUUUCAAGUUAACAAACCGUGGAGACGUUCCUCUGUGUUAUAAAAUAAUAAUUCCAGAAAAUGAAAGUACUUUUUUCCAAUUUACCCAACUUCUUGAUACAUUGGACCCUCAUGAAACACGUCGUUUAGAUUUUUCUCUGAUCGCAAAUGAAAUAGGACGCCAGUCGCAUUCGAUAAUCAUCCACAAUUGUGAGACAAAAUCUGAAUUCAAUUUUACGCUUCAUGGGUACAUUCAUUAUUCUCAUUAUCUGCGGUUUCCCUCACUUGGCGAUGAUGGACAAUCCGAGUUGAAUUUGGGGUACUGCUAUGUUGACCCAGGCAGAAAAUAUUCUCAGGUCACUCCUCUGUUGGUGGAAAAUAUCACUGAUGAUGAUGUUUACAUAACUUGCCAAA